Symbiodinium necroappetens is the source of this 267-nucleotide messenger RNA. The record is from the annotation of a GenBank genome assembly. Lineage: Eukaryota; Dinophyceae; Suessiales; Symbiodiniaceae.
AUGUGCAGCCAAGGCUGUGUGAUGGGUCUGCGCGCCUUGCUUCUGCAACCGCGAUCCAGGCAGAAAGAAGAUCAGCUUGGGAGAAAGCCUGAAGAUAUACCCGUUGCGAGCAGGGAAGGCGCUUCUGGCCCUCCCUCAACAAAGUUCGAGACUCCGAUGGAAAGACAGGUCCAGGAUGCCUUGAAGCCCCAUUUUUCCACGCUGCAGGAGGCGGUCCUGCACGAGUUGGAGGGAGCUGUGGAGUGCGCAAAUCCCAGGGAACAAUAG